CAAAGGUUGGGGUUGAGAGAGAGGAAGCUCUCUACUAGCCCUUCAAAAUACACAAAUUAAAUCUUCGAAAUAAGGUAAAUUGGUAUAAUAUCUAGCGAACUACACCCAUCACUUCAAGCCUGGUUACAAUCUCAUGUUUGUUUGUCUGUUACGCUACCCUAGCUAACUUCAGCUGUAUAAUUAACGUUACAUUUGCCCAAGUUUUUUAGCUAGCUAGCUAGCUACUAUGUAACGUUAGGUAAGUUACGCGUGACCCAAGUUGAUCCGAUUGCUCAAUCAUGUCACAGACUGGAUGUUUGUCUACAACAAGUUAAUUGGUUUGAUCAAAGAACUACCCAUCGGCAAAAUAAGUGGCUGCUCUUUUGCUGAAAUGGGAACAUAGCUAGCUAGCCAGGGCCAGGCACCUUGACUUGUCUAUAGAGGUAGCUAAGUUAGCUAGCUAACUAGCCAACCGGUAGCUUGCUGGCUAACCUGUCACAUCUCUAGCCGCAUUUUUUUUAAAAAUUAAAAACAACAACAUUUUAGUCAUUUAGCAGACGCUCUUAUCCAGAGAGACUUACAAUUAGUGAAUGCAUACAUUUUCAUACUGGCCCCCCGUGGGAAACGAGCCCACAACCCUGGCGUUGCAAGCGCCAUGCUCUGACAACUGAGCUACAGGGGACGAGGCUAUCACAUCUCCUCUGAAACUACGAAUAAAUAACUUCCCCUUUCACAUACAUUGAUGAUGCUCUUCAGGGUACUGUAGUGUAGUUUCUCUCUCUCAGCCAUUUGCGGUAAUAGUGCUGUAGCUAUGUUUGCUGGUUCAUUUGAUUUCUUUCUUGGGUGAAUGUGUGUAGAGAGAGGAUGUCUGUGGCUGCACUCCGUAUGAUACGCUGCAGGAGGCUGAGCAGCACCACUGGCCCUGGUGUGAAGAAGGUGCUGCCGUGGAGGGACAUCAGUAUGUUCUGGGACUGAGCUGUCCCCCUUCACAAGCCACACUCAAUAAGGAAAUAUGAUCACUUAUCAAAUAGCCGAUACACCCACAUAAUGUGUGAUCAUCUGGUUUUCUUUAAUAUCCUUAGCAAUUAAAAAAGAACAUCUUUGUCUUAUGUUUUGAUUUCAGGGAAAAUUGCAAAGGUGACCGGAGCUGUCAUAUUGGGGUAGGUAAAGAUGAUAAUAAUCACUUCACAUAUACACUCAGACCUACUAAGUUAUUUUAGGUUGGGUUCAUUGGGUAUGGAGACAUUCUAUCCCCUAUCUGCUCUAACUACUGUAUAUCUUGUCUAUGGCUUCAUUCCUCUCUCAGGGGUUGUGUGUUUAUAACAUACGAGGUGGUUUCCUUGAACCAGGCGGUGAGCAUCGACAUGCAGGCUAUUCAGCAGGAAAAGCUAAAGUCCUACAUCUACCUGUCAGCCACGCCCUCUAAAGAGCAGGAGAACAUUGGCACAGGUAGAGUAUGUCAUUUACCUCACCUGGGCUUUGUGACAAGGCGCUGUCAUGUGCUCUCUGAUAACAAUAGUUAUCAGUACAUACAUGAUAUUCCACAUAGGGAAUGCUGAGACUUGUUGUUAUGUGCUUUUUCUUUCCUCUAUCUGGUUUACAACCCAAAAUUGAGGGGGUUUUGGAACACGUUUGAAUGCCCCAAUACUUCCUCAAGAGUCUACUCAACAAAAGGCCUACAUGUGGUACAUGUUGUCACAAAAUAUAUUGGCUGAGUUUUCAUUUACGAGGAAGAGUUGUUGAUGGGUUUAUGCCAGGUCCAGGUGUCCAGUGACGACAGUCUUCCUUCCUCCCUCUGCACUCCCUCCUGGGUACUGUAGCUCAGCCUGUCUGGUCCCUGCUCUCACUUCCACUGGCCAAGGCUGCUGUGAACGAAAACAGACCAUCCAGCCAAGACAGAUAGGAAACGGUUUAGAGAAGCAGUAAACAGAAGCAAGCAACAACUGUCAUUUUAGAACAAGAUUUACAGGCUAAGAGCCUAUUGUUUGGUCAAUUUUAUUAGCAAAUGUGCAGGUAGGUCAACCAGAGGUCCAGCCUGGAGAAGUUUACAGAUAUACCUUGGUACAUAGUUCAUUUGAGGUGUUAAAAUACUGUGUUAUAACAUGUUAAUUACUGAUUGUAACCAAACCCAUGUAUCUGUUUCAGGGCUCACAUAUAAGGCCAGGAGAGAACUUCAUAAAGCAGCAAGGAGGUUUCUGGAAAUUUCCUCAAGGAUUCUUCUGAGGCCUCUGGAUGGUGAGAAAGAUUCACUGAAAGUAGUUUCCUCAUACACUGCACUAAAUUCACAACAGCAGUAUUGUUUUUGUAGUUUUAAUUUUACUAAAGCUACAGCUGCAUUUAGAAACCUACACACAAUACUUUAGUUGUUGUACCACAUGCAUUUAAACUUCCUAUUCUGCUAGUACUGGAAAGCAAAAGUCAGUAUUGUGAAUAGAAACAUUAGUGUUCAUCCUCCAAGCACCGGGUAAAGCUCAGUUGGGGUAUUUCAGACGCACGGGUGGACGUCAGUAGGUUUGUUAUUGAGACAACGUGUUCACCUCAGGAAAUACCUGCCCCUCACUUCCUGGGUUUGAAUGCCAACUUUAGUGUGUCUUCAUGCAUGUACUUUUGUGUGUAUUCUUACACUUGAGUCAUCACCAGUCACAGGUGUGGACUGAACCCCCUCCCCUCUCCUUAAUGCUUUAGAAUGUGCAGACAUUAUGUAAUUCAAUUGUACAAUGGGGACUGUACUGCAGAUUCUGAUUGUACAUUAAAAACUGUUCUAACAUUAACCUUUUCUGACCUUACUGUUUGGCACUUGAUAGCUGCCCCGGCUGCCAGGCCGAUGAUAACAGCAGGUCUGCAGUCUCAUUGCUGUAGUACAGUAGUAGAAUAAGGAUUGAUGGAAUUAGGUGGUAGAUUGUCUUUGUUUGUACUGUAGAUUAUAUUAGACCCUUGGUAAUUUAGAUGUAGUUCUUAAAUGUAUUUCAAAUUAAAUAUAUUAUGUAAGAACAUGCUCGUAAAAAUAUCCAUAUUUCCAUCAUAAAAGUGUAAAUUGUAACUGUUUUUGUGAAUGCCAGAGCACCUGAGUCGUAUGGAUGCGGACCCCCAUGAGGUGGCGCUGUGGGUCCUGUUGAAGAGGGCUUGUUCAGCCAAUAGGACCACCAGACUGUCAGCUGUACAGGAGCUGGCCCAGAACCACCACUGGCAAGGUGAGACAUCACCACUUUCAACCUGUAAACAUGUGAAAUGUGUGCGAAUGAUAGUGAUUGGUCCGUUUCCCCUGUCCAUCACAGACUACCAGUACCAGACAGCAGCCCAGGCCAUAGACCAGAGGACGGCAUUGGGUCUGGCCCGCACCUCUCAGGUGGACCAACGCUUCUUCCUGUCUCCGCCUGUUCUGCCUGGGGUGGAAGAUGUAGGUAUCUCUCACUGAUGGGGAUUCAAAUGAUUGUGUAUAAAGGUGCUGUGUGUGUUUUAAUGUGAGUGUGUUUGUUUGGCCCUCUCCUUAGGGGUUGUCUGUAGAGGAUGGUCUGAGGCAGCUGCUGGCGUCUCUCCCCCAGUCUGAGGUGGACCAGUGUGUCCAGUACUUCACCUCACUGGCCCUGAGGGAGAGUACCCAGUCCCUGGCCGCACAGAGGGUAAGAGAUGCUCACACACAUAUACAUACAUACAUACAUACAUACAUACAUACUCACGAUUUUAGGUAGAUAACUGGAUCUCUCUGUUUUAGGGGGGUCUGUGGUGUUUUGGGGGGAAUGGAUUGCCCUAUGCCCAAAGCCUCACUUCUGUCCCUACUGAGAAGGUUGAGUCCUUCUGUCUGCAGGCCCUAGUGCAGCACUCCAAGGUUCUGUAACAUUUUGCUUCAACCACUUGUAACUCAAGCAGACAUUUUGUCAAGGGACUUUUGCUAAACAUUGUUAGCCUUUAUUGUCAAGUUGCAUGAACAUAUUUUUCAUCAAUACCUUGUAACUCACCAUAACAGAACCUCAAGGUUCUCAUAUAAUAGGAUACAGUCGUUGACACUAUCAGGGGAUAUUAAGAGCGUAUAAAUGCAUUCUAACAACUGUAUGUCUGUCCUCUAGGUCCAGAGUCACUGCGACCACAUCGUGGCCAACGGGGGCCUGCAUCUCCUUCAGAGGGUCUACCAGCUCCGCAGAGACUCCCCGAAGAUCCAGAGGAACAUUGUACGCAUCAUCGGCAACCUGGCUCUCAACGAUAGUGUGCACCCGGCCAUAGUACAAUCAGGUGGGUGCUAGCUCUCCCCUCAGUGUGUCAGGUGGAUGCAAGUUCUCCCCUCAGUGUGUCAGGUGGGUGCUAGCUCUCCGCUCAGUGUGUCAGGUGGGUGCUAGCUCUCCCCUCAGUGUGUCAGGUAGGUGCUAGCUCUGCUCAGUGUGUCAGGUGGGUGCUAGCUCUCCGCUCAGUGUGUCAGGUGGGUGCUAGCUCUCCGCUCAGUGUGUCAGGUGGCUGCUAGCUCUCCGCUCAGUGUGUCAGAUGGGUGCUAGCUCUCCACUCAGUGUGUCAGAUGGGUGCUAGCUCUCCACUCAGUGUGUCAGGUAGGGGCUAGCUCUCUGCUCAGUGUGUCAGAUGGGUGAUAGCUCUCCACUCAGUGUGUCAGGUAGGUGCUAGCUCUCUGCUCAGUGUGUCAGAUGGGUGCUAGCUCUCCACUCAGUGUGUCAGGUAGGUGCUAGCUCUCUGCUCAGUGUCUCAGGUGGGUGCUAGCUCUCCACUCAGUGUGUUAGGUAGGUGCUAGCUCUCUGCUCAGUGUGUCAGGUGGGUGCUAGCUCUCCACUCAGUGUGUCAGGGGUACUGGCUAUCGGAUUAUGUUCUGUUACUAGUGCCAUUAUUAUUGGCUAUCGGAUGUGAUGUUCUGUUACCUUGCAGGUUGGGUGUCAGUGCUAGCGGAGAUGAUGCAGUCUCCACACAUCAUGCAGGCGUCUCAUGCUGCUCGGGCUCUGGCCAACCUGGACAGGGAGACGGUCAAGGAGAAGUACCAGGAUGGAGUCUACGUGUUACAUCCCCAGUGCCGAACCAGGUACACAUUAUUCAUUGUGACUAACAACGUUUCCAUCCACAGUUUUUAUGCAAGUAAAGUCAUACCGUAUAAAUAAAAAAGUCACGACAGCUGUGAUGGAAACAGGAAGUUUCGGUACAAUUUGAUAAAUGCAGACAGAUAAUUUGUUUGUUUGACAUGGUAGGAUCUUUUUGUGUCUGUAAAAUGUAUUAUGCGAGAUGGCGGUGGAAACGCCUUUAUGCUCAAAUAUUGAUAUAAUAACCAUCAUAUCGAAGUCACGCGAUGAUACACUAUAUAGACAAAAGUAUGUGGACUUCCCUUCAAAUUAGUGGAUUCGGUUAUUUCAGCACACCCGUUGCUAACUGGUGUAUAAAAUCGAGCACACCGCCAUGCAAUCUCCAUAGACAAACACUGGCAGUAGAAUGGCUUUACUGAAGAGCUCAGUGACUUUCAACGUGGCACCGUCAUAGGAUGCCACCUUUCCAACAAGUCAGUGAGAUGUUCGACGAGCAGUGUCCACAUACUUUUGGUCAUGUAGUGUAUGUUGUGUGGUCCUCCCACUACAACUCGGGGAAAUGCAGUUUAUCAGGCUACAGAUGAAAUAAGUUAUGAUGAACUUCACAGGGUGUUGAAAGUGCACUGUGAUCCUGAUGCUCCUUUCCAAUAAAUAUUGAGGGUCUUAUUCUGGUGACAUGAUGAUCGAUGCUUGACUGCUGUUCGACAAAUAAAAAUAUUCUCACUCUUAUCUAUAAUAAUCUCAUCGUGUUGUUUAACCUAACCGCACAGCCUACCCACACUGUAUCUGCUAGCUGUUGGCUAGAGCGCACGUGCCAAAACCAGAGUAAGCACAUUUGCUAUUUAAUGCAACCGUUUUUGUGACAAAAUUAUCGGUAGAGUUGAAAAUCCAAUGGAAAUCACAUUAACAUUUUAUUAUUAUUCGGUACAUGAAAACUUAAGCGAAAAAAGUACAUUUUGUGUGCACUACGUCAUCACGCACUGAUUUUUAGCCGCAAAAAGAAACUCACCACUGGUGAGAAAAAGUGCAUAUUUUCUUUAUGCAGAAUUCUAGAGUAUUCGCAUAAAAAUCUGUCGCCAAUUGGAUAGAAACCUAGCUACUGUCAAAUAAUAAAAUGUCUUUGUACUUCCCAUAUUCACACAACCACUCCCCUUUUUUUAUGCGUUUUGUCUCCAGCCAGCCAAUCAAAGCGGAUGUUCUCUUUGUCCACGGGCUCCUGGGGGCGGCCUUUAAGACGUGGCGGCAGCAGGACUGUGACCCUACGGAGGAGAAGGCGGCGGGGGCCAGCGAGGACUACACAGAGUGCUGGCCCAAGGUAACACCUGGUAGAGGGUGAUUUAUUAUGUGUCACUGUAGUACUCAUGACUUUACCACCAGAUGGGAGAAUAUGUCACCUUUGCUGAUGUAGAAUGUAUGUUUGAGUCAUAUGAAGCCAAGCCUGCUCACCGACGUCCUCUCCCUCUUUGACUGGUUCUUUCUCUCCCCUCCCCAUUGGUCAGUCGUGGUUGGCUGCGGACUGCCCCAACCUGAGGGUUCUAUCUGUGGAGUAUGACACUCACCUGAGUGACUGGAGAGCCAAGUGUCCUGUUGAAAACCAGAGGUGUGUGUCUUCUCUUUCCUCAACUUCCUUAGUGUGACCAUAUUACUGUAUUGUUCAGACAUUCCUGGUGACAACUCUACUGAUACUGUUGUAUGUCUGUGCCCUUAGGAUGUCUCUGGCCUAUAGGAGUCGAGAGCUGCUGAAGAAGCUAAAGUCAGCAGGAGUAGGAGACAGGCCUGUGGUCUGGGUUUCACAUAGCAUGGGAGGUAAGCUAUCUUUUACUAUUUAGCAAAAAAUUGACAAUGGACAAACACCUGUUAGUUUCGAAUUCUCUAACCUCUAACAUUUCCUAUCAGGUUUGCUGGUGAAGAAGAUGCUGUUGGAUGCAUCGAGAGACCCAGACAUGAGAGAACUGAUGAAGAACACCAAGGGCGUCAUGUUCUACAGUGUGCCCCACCACGGCACCUUCAUGGCAGAGUACUCUGUCAACGUCAGAUACCUCCUCUUCCCCUCCGUAGAGGUCCGGGAGCUCUGCAGAGGUAUGGACAGAAGUCAUUUGUGAUUAUAUUGGAGGUCAGGUUAGAAAGACCGAUUCUUAACAGUAGUGUUUUAGAUAGUAAUAGCCUCCCAUUGCAUUGCAUCCAUUUGUGUUACAGAUAACGAACAUACUCCUGUUUAUGAUGUUAUUUGCAUCAUCGUCUAUACGUAUUCCCUCAUUCCCAGACUCUCCUGCGUUGCGUGACCUGAAUGACAACUUCCUGAACAUGGCCAAGGACAGGGAGUUCAAUGUGCUGAGUUUUGCAGAGACUAUGCCCACCACCAUCGGCCCCAUGAUCAAGAUACUGGUGGUGCCAAUGCAGUCAGCAGGUAGGCUGCUGUCAAUUAAUACAUUCUGUAGAACAUAUUCACAUGUGCCCUAUAUCUAAAAUGUACCUAUGAAUUCAGGUUUUUCUUUCAAUUCAAAUUCUUGAACUUUUGAACUUCUUCCAUGUGAAUUUCCUAACUCUGAGACUACUCCGGUUUCAGAUCUGGGCAUUGGGGACCUGGUCCAGGUGGAUGUGGAUCACCUCAACAUCUGCAAGCCUGAGAAGAAAGACUCGUUCCUCUACAAGCGCAGCCUAAAGUUCAUCCAGGAUGCACUGAAGGGCUACACCAGCCACUGACACCAUCACUGACACCAGCCACUGACACCAGCCACUGACACCAGCCACUGACAUGUCAACAGCUGCUAUGAUGCUUGAAUUGGAAGAGGAAGGGGUACUGCCUCACAGAAACUGCCUCUCUUUGUUGCACAUGUAAAGAAACCAUAGAUUUGAUUAUAGUGUUUUACAAAAAAAGAUAUGUUUUAUGUACGUAUGAAGGAUUUUUGAGAACGUAUUCAUUGGGUUUAUUAUAGAAAAUGGCGCUCCACCUGUUCUCCAGCUAGAUCUCACUUAGCACUUAGCAGAUGAGUUUUAUUUAAAUGAUUUUUUAAAUGAUCUCAACCAUGUUUACAGGUAGUUUAAAGCUGUAAAAAAGACAUUGGAUAUUGACUUUGCUUCUUCUUCCCCUUUGUCCUUGAUCCUGGUCAAGUAGACAUUUUAACAUUCAUACUUACUGUAAUUUAACCAAGAGACACUGUACUACCCUGCACUACAACUCAUUCAUUGAUUACACAGUAUGAAUUCGUGGCUUGAGUGGUGUAUUUUGUAUUUGUAUUUAUUAUGGAU
Coregonus sp. 'balchen' is the source of this 8237-nucleotide messenger RNA. NCBI's taxonomy places the organism in Eukaryota, Metazoa, Chordata, Actinopteri, Salmoniformes, Salmonidae. The record is from the annotation of a GenBank genome assembly.